This is a messenger RNA of Dalotia coriaria, 3446 nucleotides long. RefSeq names its product bestrophin-4-like. The transcript is spliced from 9 exons. Gene Ontology annotation, molecular function: chloride channel activity. Lineage: Eukaryota; Metazoa; Arthropoda; Insecta; Coleoptera; Staphylinidae. The record is from RefSeq and is a predicted model, not a curated record. Bases 1040 to 3061 code for a protein of 673 amino acids.
UUCUGCUGGGCUUGGUGGUGCUGCGCCACCAGCGCCUAUUUCAAAUAUGAACAAAAAAUACGCUCGACGAGUUUAUUCUCUAACAAAACUUGCAACAUACAUUAACGAAGCUUAAGUAGUAUUAAAAUUUAUUUAUUUACAACGAAAACAAAACAAUUUUUGUUGGCAUGCGUUAUAUCGGUGGAAUUUGCAUCUAAACGGUAGUAUAAUUUGUUUCUGAUUGUUAAUAUUUUGCAGACGUGGCAGAUUCGGGCAUAAAUCGAAUACAUUUUAUGGAAAUUGAUGACGUCAUGUUAGUGCAAGUACACGUCGGUGUGUUCUGAGUGGUUCAUUGCGCUUUUCACGCACUGCAUUGCGAAAAAGCAGCCUCAGUACGGCCGUACCACGAGUAGUAACAGAUUUCAUAGCUAGUACAGGUAUCGGGUAGUGGCAUUAGUGGCAUUGUGAUUAGUCAGGUGGUCGCACUCACGUUGCCGUCGUUGCCAGCGGUAGCGAUUGGCGCGCGUUGCUUAUUACCACAUUUUCUAACAUAAUACACACUACAUACAUAGCAGCGCGGUAGUAACCUUCUUUGUUCGUACUGUUUUUACGUUUCGACGUUGCACCGAACCGCCAGUUGGUUAUUUCUCGCUAGCCUGGCUCCAGUCCGACUCGAAUCCUCGCGGCUCGCGCAACCCACGAGCGAUUGUGACGGUUGUGACUCGUUUCGGUGAUCCGCUCGCUCGCUGCGCGAUGUUUGUUUUCAUCUGCACGCGAUAAUCACAAUCGUAUUUUUCGUCCGGCAGAUGCGUAAAGAUGCAUCCCAACGGAUGAUCAAUUAUUACAAUAAAAUGAUUAUUACACGCACGAUAUCGACGAGAAUUUAAAAUUUUGCGGCGAGUUUAAAUCGGCGAGUGACGGUUGGUUAAUAAUAAAGCGUGUGUGUGGUGUAACAACGCACACACUGUAAAAAAAUCGCAAUAAUUUUCGUGUUUUCGUUGUGCCUUGGAUGAAGGAGUCGAGAAUUUCAUGAUUUAAGUGAUAAUAAUAAGAGAUAACAAUGACAGUCACCUAUACUGGCGAAGUUGCUACUUGUCGAGGAUUGGGAUGUUUUUUGAAAUUACUUAGAAGAUGGCGAGGAAGCAUUUACAAAUUGGUUUGGCGCGAUCUUCUCUUGUUUUUAAUUAUUUUCUACGCACUGAACCUGACCUACAGAUUUUUAUUAAAUCCUCAUCAAAAAACUGUAUUUGAAAAUAUAGUUAAAUAUUGCUACGACUACAGCGACUUAAUUCCAUUAUCAUUCGUGCUUGGUUUCUACGUAUCCAUCGUAAUGACAAGAUGGUGGGGUCAGUACACAACUAUUCCAUUCCCCGACCCAAUUGCCGUAUUUGUCAGCUCUACCAUUCAUGGACAGGACGAACGUGGAAGAGUUAUGCGACGCACAAUCAUGCGUUACGUCUGUCUUAGCGUGACGAUGAUGUUCACGAUGAUCUCACCACGUGUGAAAAAGCGUUUCCCCACGCUGGACCAUUUCGUAGAGGCGGGUCUUCUACAAACCAGCGAAAAGGAAAUCAUCUCUGUGUUAGACAACAAAUUUCCCAAAUAUUCUAAGCAUUGGUUGCCGAUCGUGUGGGCAGCGAGUAUAAUAACGCGCGCGCGGAAAGAAGGUCGGAUUCGGGAUGACUUCGCCGUGAAGACUUUGAUCGACGAGUUGAACAAAUUCCGAGGACAAUGCGGACUGCUAUUGAGUUAUGAUACCAUCAGUGUUCCGCUUGUUUACACACAAACGGUUACCCUGGCUGUGUACAGCUACUUUAUGACCACAUUAAUGGGUCAUCAAUGGAUUGAGAACUCCAAGUACAAGUUUGAUUUGUACUUUCCUGUUUUUACCCUGCUGCAAUUUUUCUUCUAUAUGGGAUGGCUAAAAGUGGCUGAGACUCUCAUUAAUCCUUUCGGGGAUGAUGACGAUGACUUUGAAAUCAAUUGGAUGAUUGAUCGAAAUUUACAAGUUUCCUAUCUCAUUGUUGAUGAAAUGCAUCAUGAUCAUCCUGAGCUAGUGAAAGAUCAGUAUUGGGACGAAGUAUUCCCACCGGAUCUACCUCAUACUUUAGCUUCGGAACCAUUUAAAGAACAACAUCCAUUGCCAUCAACGGCAAACAUUGCUGUUUCUACACCCGGGCAGGAAAUUAUAGCACCACCUUCAGCUGUGAAAGUUGAUGGUUUUGGUGAUAUGCAAAGUGGAAUUGUUUUCACUGCCAAACCCAGCAGUGCUACCCUCAAGGCUUCAGGCGCGUCGCAGGCGUCCAACUUGGGGAGCACCGUUCCGGGUAAUACGCGAAAAAAUUCAAUGCAACGAGUGGCUAGUGUUACUAGUAUGUUGAAGAAAAUCUUCAAUCGUGAAGAUAGUCGUACGGAUAGUAGAAUGGCGGACAGUCGACGUGGAUCUGCAGUGGAGUUGAAUAAUUUGGUACCACCCAAGACCCCAACCGCUUUGAAAGAUCAAGUCAUUGAAGAGGUGGAUGAACAGAUGACGAUCACUUCGAUGAAGGACGGAAAUGAUCAUCCUAGUGUGAUUGGCUUCUUUCCAACUGGGCCACCACCACCUUCGGAUCCAGUGCCUGUUCCUAAAAGAUCUGCGGCAUCAAGUAGCCAUAGCCAUAGUCUUCAUAGCCAAGGCCACGGCCGUUUUGAAUCUCGUCCAUCAUCACUGUCAAAAUCAGCGCCCAUCAGCGAGGUGGACAACAUCAGCCUAGGCUCGGAAACUGAAUCGGAAAACGAUGACGAAUUUUCACGUCUCAAACAACUCCGACAAGAGGAACGACGUAGUCGACUGAUGCUCAAUCUCGCUAGAUCUAUUAGUAUCAAUCAUGGCGAAGGCGAUUUAGAGAUGUUACUCGCCGGCAGGUCCGGCGAAGUAUCACCUGAAGUUGUACGUCUUGAUAGUCGCGCAUUGGCGCGUUCGCUAAGCAAUCACGGACAUCUCACAGAUAACGCCAAUCAGUCUGAUAGCGCAACGCGGCGGAACACCGAACCCAAGACUGAAUCCACGCAAACGGACAACUCGAAUAAAGAGACAGAUUAGGUAUUAAGAUUAUUCUCAUGAAGCACGAACUAAAAAGCGCAAAAACUUAAGUUACUACGUCGAUGUUACUAUAUUGUGCUUUUUUGCCUUGAUCAUCCGCCUUCGUAGACCAUGUUUUACGUCUACAGAUUACAGAUAAGUAUUUUUUGGAACGUUCAGUAUAAGUUUUGUGAUAUGUACACGAUAAGCAUUGUGGAAACAAACCGUAAUAAGGUUGUGAAGAUUUGCAUACAGGAAAAAACAACCAGUAAAUGAACGAGUUAGUUAAGUUUUUAGAAUUUACUUAGUACAGUUAUAAGAAUGUUGUAAAUAUAUUUAUUACUUUAUCCUUAACGUAAACCACUGCGUGUUUUGUACAGCCAAAAUAUAAAGACAGUGAAAAACA